UUUUUUUUUUGGAGAGGUAGGCAGGCUUUUUCAGAGUGUGAGAGUGGAGAGAGAGGAGACCCCAUGUGGUGCUGUGAUUUGACCAAACAAACAGCCUGGCUCAGAGUGGUACCUCCUCCAGCGGACUGCCGGGACAGCAGAGAUUAACCUCAGACUCUGAACAUCUGAGGGAUCUAUACAUCUGAAGCAGUAGCCCCUGUAGAGACAACCAGCUGGAAACCUCUCCUCCGAUUUCACAAGGUGGAGACCGACUGCUGGCCGGCAACCUCCUCGGACAGAGAGGGAAGACUUGUCUGUGCAUCUAGGAUCACUCUGAAGAAGAAAGCGUUUGAAGACAUCCAGCAUGAGGAGGGUGGCAGCGUCCACACAUCUGACAGUCACUGUUACUGCUCUGUUGUAUCUCUGCGCUGAUUUGUGUUGCCUGGAGAUCACACCCGAUGACAAAGAGCUGGUCCUGGCCGAGGGCUCUUCUCUCAACCUCACCUGCUCUGGCUCAGGGGAGACGACCUGGGAGUUUAAGAGGGAGGAUGUGCCGUAUAUCCAAGCAGAACAGGAUCAUAACGGUGGUCAAAACUUCCAAAUUGUGCAAAUCGGCACCACCUCCAGUGUUUUGAACAUGUGGAACGUGAGCUGGAGGAACACAGGGGCGUAUCAGUGCACUGAUCGGCACACUGGAGAAACUAAGGAGGUGGUCGUGUUUGUCCCAGACCCUGAUGUGUGGUUCAUAGAGAGCUCCCAUGGCAUGGUAACUAGGACCAGCGAGGAAAGCACCAUCCCCUGUGUGGUCACCAACCCAAAGAUCAGCGUCACCCUGUAUGAGAGGGACACUGACAUGCCCAUCAGGGGACAUUAUGUUCCCAGUGAGGGGUACAAGGCACCGCUGGAGGACAGGACCUACGUGUGUCGUGGAGAGCUGAACGGGGAGGAGAAAGAGUCUCAGGACUUCAACGUUGUCAGCAUCGUCGUCCCUGAGGCCAUCGACGCCUACGUCAAUGCGUCAAAGACCGUCCUGAUACAGGGGGAACCGCUGUCAGUAAACUGCACAGUGCACGGAGUGGAGCUAGUCUUUUUUUCCUGGGAUAUGCCCAACAGAGAGAUUAUUGAGGUGGAGCAGCAGACGGAGGUCCAGCAGGCCGCCAUGAAGAUGCACUCCUACCUGAUCUUCCCUCGUGCCACGAUGGCCCACAGCGGAAACUACGUCUGCCAUGCCCUUGAUAGCGUCCUGGACCAGACUGCCUCUGCCAGCGUCAACAUCACUGUGCUCGAGCGAGGCUUCGUGGACGUGAAGACUGCUCAGCAACAAAACAUUUCAGCCAAGUUGCAAGAGAACGUGGAGCUGAGAGUUGAGAUCGAAGCCUACCCUCCCCCACAGGUCCGCUGGAGCAAAGACGGCGCCACCAUCAAGGGAGACAAAACCAUCCCAACCAGAGACGAGCACGAGAUCAGGUAUGUCACUAUUCUCACUUUAGUGAGGGUGAGAACGGAGCAGAAGGGCCGCUACACCGUCCUCGUCUCCAAUGGCGAUGAUGCAAAGGAAGUGACCUUUGACCUGGAGGUCCGAGUCCCCUCUCAGAUUAAAGACCUGAUUGACCACCACCUCCCGGGGAAGAGACACUUGGUGACCUGUGUAGCUGAGGGGGUCCCAACCCCAACCAUACAGUGGUACAGCUGUGACAGCAUGCACAAGUGUAGCAACCAGACAGCGGUGUGGCAGCCGCUGAUACCAGAGCCAGAGGAGCUGAGCAUCCAGACCAACGUGAACUACAGCGAGACUCGUAAAACCAGUCAGGUCCGCAGCCAGGUGAUCUUCCACAAGCCCCAGCAGGUCACAGUUCGCUGCGAGACGAGCAACCAGGCAGGGCUCGUCGACAGAAGAGACGUCAAACUGGUGUCCAGCACGCUGUUCUCCCAGGUGGCAGUAUUGGCUGCUGUUCUCGCCUUAGUGGUAAUCGUUAUCCUGUCUUUUAUCAUCCUCAUCGCUGUGUGGAGGAAGAAACCUCGCUAUGAGAUCAGAUGGAAGGUGAUAGAGUCUGUGAGUCAGGAUGGUCAUGAGUACAUCUAUGUGGACCCCAUCCACCUGCCCUAUGACUUGGCCUGGGAAAUGCCGCGAGACAACCUGGUGCUGGGUCGCACUCUUGGAUCAGGAGCCUUUGGCAGGGUGGUCGAGGCAACUGCAUAUGGUCUCACACAUUCCCAGUCCAGCACAAAAGUGGCAGUGAAAAUGCUGAAGUCCACAGCCAGGAGGAGUGAGACCCAGGCCCUGAUGUCAGAGCUGAAGAUCAUGAGUCACCUGGGUCCACAUCUUAACAUCGUAAACUUGCUGGGAGCUUGCACUAAACACGGCCCUUUGUACCUGGUGACUGAGUUCUGUCGCUAUGGCGACCUGGUGGACUACCUGCACAGGAACAAGCACACCUUUCUGCAGUACUACGCUGAAAAGAACCCAGACAAUGACUGCCUCAUCUCAAGAGGAAGCACUCCACUCAGCCAGAGGAAAGGUUAUGUGUCUUUCGGAAGUGAGAGCGAUGGAGGAUACAUGGACAUGAGUAAAGACGAGCCCUCAGUCUACGUGCCCAUGCAGGAGCAAAUGGAUACCAUCAAGUAUGCAGACAUCCAGCCCUCUCCAUACGAGUCCCCCUACCAGCAAGACAUCUAUCAGGAACAAGGUGGUGGCAGAUUGGACCUGGUCAUCAGUGACUCCUCCACUCUCACCUACGAUGAUCUGUUGGGCUUCAGCUACCAAGUGGCAAAGGGGAUGGAGUUCCUCGCCUCCAAGAAUUGUGUCCAUCGAGACCUCGCUGCGAGGAACGUCUUGAUCUGUGAAGGCAAACUGGUGAAGAUCUGUGACUUCGGCCUGGCCAGAGACAUCAUGCAUGACUCCAACUACAUCUCUAAAGGCAGCACCUUCCUGCCCCUGAAGUGGAUGGCACCAGAAAGUAUUUUUCAUAAUUUGUACACCACCCUGAGCGAUGUUUGGUCAUAUGGCAUUCUUCUUUGGGAGAUUUUCACAUUGGGAGGAACCCCCUACCCUGAUUUGCCCAUGAAUGAGUUGUUCUACAGCGCUUUGAAGAGAGGCUACCGAAUGACCAAACCCGCCCACGCCUCUGAUGAAGUUUACGACAUCAUGAAGAAGUGCUGGGAUGAGAAGUUCGAGAAGAGGCCUGAGUUCUCAUUUUUGGUGCACAGUGUGGGGAACAUGCUGACAGACAGCUAUAAAAAGAGAUACAACCAAGUCAGCGACAACUUCAUGAAGAGCGACCACCCGGCAGUCACUCGCACCAAACCCAGACUCUCCUCACCCUUUCCGAUCGCCAAUCCAUCAUUUGGCUCCCCCUCGUCCGUCACCCUCUCCUUCCCCCCGGACCCCUACAACCAGAGCCCGAGCCCAGGAGAAUUCAGACAAGAUGCAGACACGCAGGAAGUUAUAACUUCAUACAACGAGUACAUCAUCCCCAUCCCAGACCCCAAGCCGGAGGAGGUUUUCACUGACGAGCCGUCAGAAAGCCCUGCAAGUUCUCUGGCUCUGGAGGAGGAGACGGACUCCAUGUCUCAGGACACGGCUGACACUCUUCCAGAGGAGGACAGGCUGGAGCAGACCAGUGAGAGAGACGCUCUGCUGGGCUCCUCCGGGACGCCGGAGGUAGAGGACAGCUUCCUGUAGUCACACGUAGGAACCCUGACAAACCAGAGCCCUUUUUUUCUUUUUUUUUCUUUUUUUUUUUACAUGCCUGAAAAAGGGAACAUGACUAAACUAGAAUGUAGCAAAAUGGAGACCGAGAAGGCAAUCUUUGUAUUUCCACUAAGCACUCUAAAGUUUUGCCCUUCUCUGAGUUUUUGUUUCACACUUAGUACCUCUGGAACUGUUACAAAUAAUGAGCGUGAUGUCAUCAACCAGUCAUUUAUAGGAAGCUCGCCACAAUAUAAAAACGGUACUCUUCUCACAGUUCACAGUAAGUACAGAUGUGUUUACUGUAUUCCCCAAUCGGAUUUAUUAUUUGGAAACAUUUAGCCAUUUCUCCCUUUUUGGCUGUUAUUAUUAUAUCACUAAAUCCCCCUUCCCUUUCACAUCGGGUGUAGAUUUUUGAAAAGCGGGUGAUUUUUUAUUUUUUUUUUAAUGAACAAUUUCAUUAAUAAAUCAAUAAUACAAAAUAAUUAACAAAACAAUAAUAAUGUACACACAUAAAAACAAAAUGCUGUCCAUACAAGAACAAUUCCAAUAUUAAUGGGAAUCAUUAACAUCACUUAAGGUCCUAAACUAUCAUCAGAUACAGUAUGUGAGAAUAUGAGUAAUUGAAUUAAAACUUUACGUUGCAUUGUUUUUCCUUGCCAUAAGUGCGGCCAACAGCUGCAGUCGCUGUAAUGUAAUGUUUUUGUAAAUGUUAUUCCCAGGAUAUGAAAUGUAGAAAGAAUCUACAUGCACUGUUUUGCUAUAAAAUUUGCUUUUUUUUAGUUUUAUAUGCCAUAGAGUCAGAAUUUUUCAGUUCUUUUCUCUUUUUUGGGGAAAUAUAUGAGAUUUUUGGGAUUAUAUGAAAUGUAUAUUUCAUUUGUGAAUUUUGAAUAGUGUCUUGAAUUUUGAAUACUUUUGUUGAGUAGGCUUAAUUCACAGUUCUGUGCCAGAUUUGCACUUUAUAUAGAAAAAUGUGGAUAUUCAUUAUGAAGAAAGACAAAUGUACACUAUGUUAAAGCUAGAAGAUUACAACUAAGAACUUUGAUUUAUGACUUAAGUAUGUGGCUGUUACAGUGAUUAUGACACCCAGUUUCUGUGAUGACAGGCGACUCAAGUGAAUAUAAUAAAUACAGCGUAUCACUGCCUUAGCACAAGAUGGCACACAUAAAUGCCUUUGUAUAGACUAGAGAUUUAUGUCUUGCAGCUAUUGUUGUUUGCUGACAUGAAGGGCUACUGUACUCAAGGAACCUAGAUAGCCAUAUGUGUACAUGUAAAAAUGACGCUUUUAGUCUUGUGUUGCAUUCUCUAACAUUCACUUACACACUGUUUAUGUUGUGUAAUUAACACAGUACUUCCAUUACAUAAACCACCUUUUAAAACACCACACUUUUAUUUUCCUGUAGCAUUUGUUACACAGUUUAAAAUGCACAAAUCACUGUAUCACAAGCUAUGGUACCAAAGCUCUUCUUAACGUUUACAAAUGUAUUUUUAUAUGUGUCAUUUUAUAUGUUGUAAAUGUGACAAUAAAUGUGUAUUAUCAUAGUA
Messenger RNA from Seriola aureovittata, 5212 nucleotides. It is a transcript of the gene pdgfrb, whose product is annotated as platelet-derived growth factor receptor, beta polypeptide. The record is from RefSeq and is a predicted model, not a curated record. The transcript has 23 exons. Gene Ontology annotation, biological process: angiogenesis; multicellular organism development; positive regulation of kinase activity. Gene Ontology annotation, cellular component: signaling receptor complex. Gene Ontology annotation, molecular function: platelet-derived growth factor beta-receptor activity; ATP binding; platelet-derived growth factor binding. Lineage: Eukaryota; Metazoa; Chordata; Actinopteri; Carangiformes; Carangidae. Bases 344 to 3661 code for a protein of 1105 amino acids.